AAAGAUGUCCCAUUGAUUCCUGAGUACAGCUGAAGCCAGAGAAGCCCUUGCCACAUCCGACCACCUGCGGAGUCUGGGUGCGGACUGGAGCUGAUGGGUUAGAUGUUAGAACAUGAGCAUAAAGGAUGCUCACAGAAUACCGACUCAGCUAAGCCAAGUACUUAUUCAGGAUGACACAGCAAAGCCUCAGGUCAUGGCUAACAGGACUUGGAGCUUCCUCCUGCCUGAACAGCUCCUUAGCCAAGACCUGGGCAGUCUGAGCGUGGAAGCACACAAGCUGUGUGCAGGAGCUCACACCAACGAAUCCAGCGCCUAAGGGGAAAACCGUUCUGCUCCGCGAGGGAAACAGAGCCGUUGACCAUGGUUGCAACGGGCAGUUUGAGCACUAAGAACCCGGCCAGCAUUUCAGAGUUGCUGGACGGUGGCUAUCACCCUGGGAGUCUGCUAAGUGAUUUCGACUACUGGGAUUAUGUUGUCCCUGAGCCCAACCUCAACGAGGUGGUAUUUGAAGAGACAACGUGCCAGACUUUGGUUAAGAUGUUGGAAAACUGUCUAUCCAAAUCAAAGCAAACCAAACUCGGUUGCUCCAAGGUCUUGGUCCCUGAGAAACUGACCCAGAGAAUUGCUCAAGAUGUCCUGCGGCUCUCCUCCACAGAGCCCUGCGGCCUUCGGGGUUGUGUUCUGCACGUGAACUUGGAAAUUGAAAACGUAUGUAAAAAGCUGGAUAGGAUUGUGUGUGAUGCUAGUGUGGUGCCGACUUUUGAGCUGACACUCGUGUUUAAGCAGGAGAACUGCUCAUGGACGGGCCUCAGGGACUUCUUCUUUAGCAGAGGUCGCUUCUCGUCGGGCCUUAGGCGAACUCUGAUCCUCAGCUCAGGAUUUCGACUUGUUAAGAAAAAACUGUACUCUCUGAUUGGAACGACAGUCAUUGAAGAGUGCUAAGGAGGAAAAAACAAUUAAAGUUCCCUAAUGAGUGGAUAAUAAACCUCUGAAGCUAUUCAGUCAGUCAUUUGUAGUUUGCCUGCCUGCCCUCACCAAGAACUCCCAGAUUUAGGCCAUCUUCCUUCUGGAUUUUUCACCCAUAGCAACCUACUUCAAAGGCUCUCUCUCUCUCUCUCUCUCUCUCUCUCUCUCUCUCUCUCUCUCUCUCUCUCUCUCUCCUCUGCUCUCACAGUGAUCUUCUCAAUGACAGGAUCUUACCAGAUGAUGUCCAGCCCAUCAAAAUAUACAGAGGUCCAUCCCACCAGCUUCCUAUUCAGAUCUGAAGAGUUCUUACACAAGAGGGUACAGUUAAAUUGAUGAGCUUAAUUAAAACAUCACCUUACAUAAGAGCAAAUAAAUCUCACAGUAGCGAGAGCAUGGCCUCUCUGCUUGGUGUUCUCCCCACACCCGUGCCCAAGAGACAAACUGCUUCCACUGUAUUUUAAUGAUUACAGGAUUGCUUUCAGUGUCUCUAGUAUCACGUCAGCUCAGUUUUCCUAGUUCUCAACUGUUGAAUGUUGGCAUUUUUUCAUAUCUUCUUUAAGUAGAGAAAGAGAGAUGGCACGCUGGCCUUUCUGGCAUGUAGUUGAUUGGACUGAGCAAAUGGUGGUUGCCCAUCUAUGAAGAUGGAGAGGGGUAACUCAGACCCUGCCCUGUUCGGGUCCACUUGACAACAUUACUACUUUAUGCCAUUAAGAUGCUUAGUCCCCAGGGAGGCAUCUCACCACAUCAAUGGUAGCUCAUCUCUGGCCUUUUCUGAGAACAGGACCACCUUUCCUUAACUUCACACUUAUUUUUAAUGGUCAGUGUUUGUCUUAUUGUUAAUGGUCAGUCUGUUUGCAGAACCUGGUUUGACUUUGAGAUGUUGUUGCUACUACAAACUAGAUGUGAAAAUUGUAUAACUUAAGACAACCAGUGCACACAUCCAGCCUCUGCCCACCCUACACACCCACUCCUAGGAAACAAUAAAUGCUUUGUUCCGUUGGUUUUUGUCUUAUUCUGAGUAACUAAAUGAGUUUCUGUUUUUAUGGCCAUGAGGUAAUUUACCCUCCACAUAACUCUGCUCUGUUCAGCAAGGUCUUUUCAUCCUUGGGUCAUGGAAAGGAGUGCAUCAGUUCUGCCCAAGCCUUUAGUACAAGUUCAUAUACCUCAGACACCAGCAUGGCUGAGACAGAUAUCUUCAUCCUGGCCUUACACAAAUAAGCCUGAUGCAGUUACUGAUCCUACAGGUGACCUAAGACAUCCCUGUUCCAGUGGGCAGGUGUUCUAACAAAUUGUGUACUUUGGAUGCUUGGGAAGGCGCCUCAAAGCCAGUCUUGACAGACUGGGGCAAUAGGCAAAUCCCUGUUGUCUUGUAGGCUUGCCGAUGUGCAGGGGUCUGAAGGUCACUGUGCUUUCACAGCUCUUUUGAGACACCACCUGGAAGGAUGCCGAGGCUUCUCAGGCAUGGACAUAGAUCCUUUUCCCACUAGCAGCUGUUCCUGGCUCUCUUGCCUGUUUCAAUGACAAAGUGAUGAUGGCUUAAGGUGGCACCUACAAUGAUAUUCCUGUUAAAAAAGUUCAAGUCUGUCUAUUUUUUACAAUAAAACAUUUUAUGUUUUUAA
This is a messenger RNA of Peromyscus maniculatus bairdii (prairie deer mouse), 2585 nucleotides long. Lineage: Eukaryota; Metazoa; Chordata; Mammalia; Rodentia; Cricetidae. The record is from RefSeq and is a predicted model, not a curated record.